Messenger RNA from Quercus lobata, 1770 nucleotides. Its product is annotated as protein NRT1/ PTR FAMILY 4.5-like. Gene Ontology annotation, biological process: transmembrane transport; oligopeptide transport. Gene Ontology annotation, molecular function: transmembrane transporter activity. Bases 1 to 1770 code for a protein of 589 amino acids. NCBI's taxonomy places the organism in Eukaryota, Viridiplantae, Streptophyta, Magnoliopsida, Fagales, Fagaceae. Gene Ontology annotation, cellular component: membrane. The record is from RefSeq and is a predicted model, not a curated record. The transcript is spliced from 6 exons.
AUGGUAAUGGAGAAGCGUGAGCUCGUUGAAGGAAAAGUGGAUUGGAAGGGAAGAACAGCUGUGAGGGGCAAACAAGGAGGAACUAGAACUGCUUUGUUUGUACUAGCCACUUUUGCUUUUGAGAAUGUGGCAACCUUGGCCCUCUCGGUGAACUUGACCACAUACUUCAAUGGAGUGAUGCACUUUGAACUAGCAGAUGCAGCUAAUGAGCUAACCAACUACUUGGGCACUAGUUACAUCCUGUCUAUCUUGGCAGCUGUUCUUGCAGACUCUUACAUCGGCAGAUAUAAAGCUGUUCUCAUUGGGGGAUUCCUCGAAUUAGUGGCAUUAGCAUUAUUUGCAAUACAAGCUCACUAUCCAAGUCUGAAGCCCCCACCUUGCGACGUCUUUGAACCAACUUCUCACUGUGAGAAAAUUGGCGGUGGCAGUGCUGUUCUCCUCUUUGUUGCUCUAUAUUUCCUUGCAGUAGGGUCUGCUGGAGUAAAAGCUGCAUUGCCAUCACAUGGUGCUGACCAAUAUGAUGAAAAAGACCCAAAAGAAGCAAAGCAAAUGUCUAGCUUCUUCAACUUCCUUCUAUUAGCAGUGUGUGGUGGUGGUGCUGUCAGCUUAACGCUAAUUGUGUGGAUCCAAGAUCAUAAAGGGUGGGACUGGGGCUUUGGAGUCUCUUCCAUCGCCGUACUCUUUGCUUUUAUUAUUUUUACCGUGGGAUUGCCAAUGUACAGGAUACAAGUUAUUCAAGGAACCACCGCCAUCACUGAAAUUAUUCAGGUGUAUGUUGCAGCCAUUCGUAAUAGAAAGCUUGAACUUCCUGAGGACCCCACAGAGCUCUAUGAGAUUGAUCAUGACAAGGAAGCUGCUAUAGAAGAAGAUUUUUUACCUCACAGAGACAUUUUCAGGUUUUUAGACAAAGCAGCCAUCCAAUCAACAUCUAUAGGAAAAUAUGGAAAACUAGAGGCUCCAAACCCAUGGAAACUAUGCAGGGUCACGCAAGUGGAAAAUGCCAAAGUAAUACUAGGCGUGCUUCCAAUAUUUUGUUGCACAAUUAUCAUGACCCUUUGCCUUGCUCAGCUUCAAACCUUCUCAGUCCAACAAGGUCUCACUAUGGACACAAGUGUCACUAAAUCUUUCCACAUCCCACCUGCCUCACUCCCAAUCAUCCCAGUCAUGUUCAUUAUCUUUACAGUCCCUGUCUAUGACCGGAUUUUCGUACCCUUUGCACGCAAAAUCACCGGCAUUCCAACAGGCAUCACGCACUUGCAACGAAUAGGAGUUGGUCUUAUUCUCUCAUUCAUCUCCAUGGCAGUAGCUGGCUUCUUGGAAGUGAAGCGAAAGGGUGUAGCACGAGACCAUGAUAUGCUUGAUGCAAUCCCAGUCACACAGCCACUGCCCAUGAGCACAUUCUGGCUAUCUUUUCAGUACUUUAUAUUUGGAAUUGCAGACUUGUUCACCUAUGUGGGACUUCUUGAAUUUUUCUACUCAGAGGCACCUGCUGGCCUUAAAUCCGUCUCGAGUUGUUUCCUUUGGAGCUCCAUGGCACUUGGAUAUUUUUUUAGCACUAUACUUGUCAAAAUAGUUAAUGCUUCGACAAAGAAUAGUAAAAGUGGAGGUUGGUUGGCAGGGAAUAAUAUUAAUAGGAACCAUUUGAACCUCUUCUACUGGUUGCUCUCUCUUGUGAGCUUGUUCAACUUCUUUAUCUAUUUGUUUGCAGCUAAGAGGUACAAGUACAGGCCUACCAAUCCUGUCCUCACAAAUGAGAAAGCCAAAGUAUGA